Messenger RNA from Mycena citricolor, 4059 nucleotides. The record is from the annotation of a GenBank genome assembly. NCBI's taxonomy places the organism in Eukaryota, Fungi, Basidiomycota, Agaricomycetes, Agaricales, Mycenaceae.
AUGCCCCCCAAAAAGCCACCACCAAGAAAGCAGCCAGGAAAACCUUCAGGGCAAAGCAUUCGACCCACCAGUCCAGUGAAGGGACGGCACAAGCUCCGAAACGUCUUGACAAUACCCAUGGGCCGCAACGCUCGCGCAAAUCUUCUGGCUCAGAAGAUGAAUUCUUUGCUUGACCCAAAAUCAGCAGAUUUGAAAACCGAACCGUCUGGACAACGGAUGGAGGAGCAUAUAAUCCUUGAGGAUCGAAUGGAAGUGGAUGAAACGAGCGCAAUGAGCGAGGAUCUAUGGGAAGAUAUUGCACAUGACGCGGGCCCUACCGCGGGGCCCGCCGCGGGGGGUGCCGUGGGGGGUGCUGCGGGGCCCGCCGCGGGGCCCGCCGCAUGGCUGGGUGUUGGGGCUGGAAUGCCGCCAUUUAUCCCUGAAAUUCUUGCGCGACCACAUGCUUUGCAGAGGAAGCCACGUGCUAUGCAGGCCUCUUCUGUGUGGAUCAAUCUCAUCCCUGAUCUUGCCAUCUCUCUGCUGGCAUUUCGGAAAUCAUCCUUUGCAUGUCCACCCGCAUCACUCGCUGAAACCAUUCAUCAAAAUUGUGAAAAUCCUGCCUGUACCCCAACUAAAAUUCGUGUCCUAUGUCUCCACAUCUCAUAUUUUCAACAUAUCAAUGUCCGAACAUGUUCUUGUGUUCCCCCUGCAACUGUUCUACUGGAGCAUGGUGCUCUGGCCACCUCACCUAGCAAGCCACAAAUUGCUGUUACAGUCAAUACAUUGGAGAUAUACCAGGCAUUGUUUCAACGCUCCUGCAUCGCCAUUCAAGCAUUCACAAACGCUCUAACAACCCUCUAUAAUACCAGAGGAUUUGAGCUGAUGUCCAAAACCUUUGAUGGUGAACAUGCUGCUGAUCCUCUUCGACAAGCCUUAUCCCAGGCAGUGCAUGUGUACAGCAGCAUUCAACAGCAUAUCCGAAAAAUGGUCAAUGAUGCCUUGGCCAAAGAGUAUUGCCGUAGCAGCACCGGAUCAUCUCCAAGAGACUUCAUAGCUUCCACCUGUGAAAUUUCCCCUGCACAUACUGAGCCACAUCCAUCAGUCUCAAUCACAGGACCUUGCGAGGUGUCCAUGCUCGGUGCACCCCCCGCCGCACCCCCCGCCGCACCCCCCGCCGCACCCCCCGUCGCACCCCCCGCUGGGUCCCCCCCUGCACCCCCCGCCGCGUCCCCCGCCGCACCCCCCGCGUCAUUUACCCCUGCCAACCACACCGUCAAAUCUGAUGAUCAACUCUUGCUGGUCCCUGGAUCUGCAAAUCGGGUUCUACAGAGCCGCGGUGGGGAUGUCCAAUUUGGUGCUGAUGGUUGCUUCAACUAUCGUCAUCUCCGAGCUGCUGGCAACGGACCAUCCUUGUUCAGUCAGGAGUACUUCCUGACACCUGAAGAGGUUCACAAGGUCAAAGAGACUGUGCUUUUGGCGAGGAAAUCUCCGAAGCCUCUCAAAGAGUCUCUAAUUUCAGCUGAUAUUGUGGAUGCCUGUGGAGAGUCAUGGACUGCCGCAAAUGAGCACAAACAAAAGGGGGAUCCAAAGCGCUAUGACUCCACUGGCAUCUUUGCACUGACAUGUCGUCACUCACAAGUCCUGUUCAUGUGUGAUAUAGACACUCCAGGAGAGCAGCAGCACUACAUAAUUGCGCUCUUGGAGAAGGUGGCCUCACUCCUGCCAUCCAAUGCAACCAUUACGCAAUGUUAUGAUAUCGGUUGUUCUGUCACUUCUAUCCCCGCCGCACCCCCCGCCGCACCCCCCGCGACACCCCCCGCCGCACCCCCCGCGACACUCCCCGCCGCACCCCCCGCCGCACCCCCCGCCGCACCCCUUGAUAGAGUCCAUAUCAAUGCUGACUAUACUCCGAAGUUCCCCAUCCUUUCUGCCCAUUUGCGAUCUCGCGUAUCAUUCUCUCUGAAUGCGAUGCAUGCAUUUGGACAUCAAUGGGCCUGCCAAUUGGUCUACAACCCACGCAUGAAGUUGGGCCCCCCUGUUCGAGUCCAACGUGAGCUCGGCAAGAUAGUCAGCCUUCAAAAUCAAAUUGAAGAUAUUGAUGACACUCUGGAGCAACUCCAAAAGACUGUCGAAGAUAGACAGAGCUCGGAGUCAGCACAUAUUGCGAUCCAGGAUCUGCAAUCCACUCAUGUCAAGCUCAGUCAACAAGCUGAGCAUCUGUUCACUUCACUCAACCUGGAGACUCAUUAUCCAGAGCUGGCUGGACUUCCCUUUGAAUUUGUGCAGAUCCUGCUGCUGAUGAGGGACCUCAAGAUUCAGAUUCGCAAACAAGCAAUUGGGACAUUUUUGGAAUGGGAGAAUUUAGACCGUGCUGUCCAAGGACGACGGGAGCCACUGGGUACGAAGCUUCAUCAAGCAGCGCGUAAAGCUCUUUCGAAACGUCAGCCAACGCUGCAUCGUCUUAUCGACAAAUUCAAUUCCUUUUGCUCUCGACUGGAAGAGAUUCAGCCUCCACACUGCUCUGUUCCCAUCCCUCUCCCACUUCCUACCAAGCUAAACGAGCUCAAGUCUCAUUCCAACCUCUUCGAAGAUGUAUGGAUCACUCCCUCGGAAGGGGAUGUCCCAUUGUGGCUCUGCGAUGAAAAUGUCCGUCAGGGAAUUUCAAGUCUCCAUGUACUGGACCGCUGUCAUGAGGAAGGGCUUCGCCUGUCCCGAGAGAGCGAAAACAUGCUGCGUUGGAUUGAUCAAGAGUCUUUGCUGCUUCUUUCAGCAAAGGAUUGCAUUUCAAAUCACAUUCUGCAACAUGAGCUGGAGCAAGAAAUCAACUUUCUUCGACGUGUUGCAUCGAGAUGGCGCCGUCAAUUGCAAAUUCCUCAACCUCGGCUGCUGGCUAUGGACCCGACACUCUCUGUCAGCUCCCACAAUUUCACCCCCACUGCGACCCCCGCCGCAGCCCCCGCCGCAGCCCCCGCCGCAGCCCCCGCCGCAGCCCCCGCCGCAGCCCCCGCCGCAGCCCCCGCCGCAGCCCCCGCCGCAGCCCCCGCCGCAGCCCCCGCCGCGACCCCCGCUGCGCCUCUGAACCCAGAACCCACGAUUGAGGAACACACAAACCAGGUGGAAGCUGAUCCUCUUGAAGAUGACAUGAAUCAGUCUCUAUGGGUUGAUUCUGAGGACAUUUCCGUCGAUGAGGUUGCAGCCUGUCCCUCAGACUCAGAAGAGGCUCUUGCCGUAUCAGAUAUGAUGGAAACAGAUGAUGACGAAGACACAGCAACACUUGAACGUGACAAUUGCCAUGUCAGAAUAUCCUGGGCUUCAUUCACAAAGUCUCGAUCCACUUGUGACAACAAUCUCCUGAGAGAUCUCACAGCACAUGUUGCCAAAUUUUCCGUGAUACGUGAUCUCCAAACUCGUGUGGUUGUCCUCCCUGGAAACCUGCCCGCUGUUGCAGUCUAUCAAAGUGAUUUAGCACUACUCACAGGAUCAACAGCCCGAUUAAAUGGACACAUCCUCAACAGUGUGUCAGCAGCCAUUCUCUCAUGGUGCAUGCAACCCUUCUCGCUGCAUGCCCUGUCUGCACAGAGAUGCGCCCUUCUUUCCACGUAUGAUCUACAUCGAGUCCGUUUCAAUGCUCCUGAUAAGGUUAUCUGGAAAAAUCUGGCCCCUACGGAGUAUUGGAAUAAGUCAAUCUGGAUUAUUCCAGUCCACCGGCAAGCCCAGGAACACUGGGCUCUUGUCAUUGUCCUGGUACAUGAGCAAAAGCUCCUCCUCUUCGACAGCUUGGCUCAGAAGCGAGCUGAAAAAGACCAGAAUGUCAUGUUACUGGUGACCCGCAUGACACUCCUGGCACAUCGAAACGGAUAUGCGCUCCCUUUGAGUUUGGAUGGGGAGGCCUGGACUGCAGAGCCCAUGAUUUCCACUGCAGUUCAGUGCAACAGUUACGAUUGCGGUGUUUGGGUCCUUGUCAUUAUUGCAGCUGUUCUGCGCGGAAUGCUGGGAUCCAACAUCGCUGAACCACAAAUUCCGUUUCUACGGCACACUCUCACCAACUUCAUGCUCACGCUUCCAUGCGUGCCGGCCUGA